This is a messenger RNA of Nematostella vectensis (starlet sea anemone), 928 nucleotides long. Its product is annotated as non-histone chromosomal protein 6. Gene Ontology annotation, molecular function: transcription cis-regulatory region binding. Bases 117 to 695 code for a protein of 192 amino acids. The transcript is spliced from 2 exons. Lineage: Eukaryota; Metazoa; Cnidaria; Anthozoa; Actiniaria; Edwardsiidae. The record is from RefSeq and is a predicted model, not a curated record.
UUGAGUGGAGCGCGCUAGACCCAGCCUUGCUUGCUUCACUAUUUGCACUGUGCCAUUCUUUUGUAAAAGCCUCAAUACUUUGACAAGUUAUUGCCUUUCCAUAUACACAAGCAACUAUGCCUAAAGUUUCAAAGAAAGACCCAAACAAGCCGAAGGGGGCAAAAAGUGCUUACAACUUUUUUCUUCAGGAUCAGAGGGAAAAGCUACAAAGAGAAGAAGGGAAAUUUUCACUGGCAGACUUCUCAAAAGUUUCAGCCGAAAAAUGGAAAAACAUGAGCGAGGAAGAAAAAGAGACGUUCGUCCAGAAAGCGGGAAAGGACAAGGAAAGAUUCAAAGAAGAGAUGCAAAGCUACACCCCUCCGCCAUCAGAAGAGUCAGGAAAAAAGAAAAGAAAGAAGCAAACUAAGGACCCAAAUAAACCAAAAAGAUGUCUAUCAGCAUACUUCCAUUUUAUCAAUCUCAAGCGUGAUGAUGUCAAGAAAGAUAACCCUAACGCCAGUGGAGGCGCUCUUUCAAAAGUCCUAGGGGAGAUGUGGUCUAAAAUGACAGAUGAUGACAAGACGCAAUACCAAGACAUGGCAAAAAAAGACAAAGUCAGAUACGAGUCUGAGAUGAAAGCCUUUAAAGCUGGUAAACUUCCAGCAAAACACAAUAAAACAAAAGAAGUAGAGGAAGAUGAAGAAGUAGAAGCCUAGACUGUAUCAAGCGCAUUGACUCUGUUCAGAUCUCCGUUAAACGAUAGUAGGACAGAAUAAAGAGAACAAUUUGCAUUUCAUCUACUUUGUGUAUGAAUGCAGAACACUUAAUAGUAAAGAUCUUAGUAACAUAACCUCCUAUUGACCUCCUGCGUCACCCUACUUUAUGUACAGAUGAUAUUUUUAUGGAUUUAUUACAAAGGUUAUUAAAAUAUGAGAGAUAUCCAUAUUAA